GAAUUCUGCACCGAGCGCUUAUGUUAGUUCCACUCAUCAUCUGGUGCCUUUGAAGUUCGUGAAAAUAGCUGGCAAACAUUCUUAAUUAGCACUGUAUCACUACGGUUUUUGAUUUUGAUAUAAUCUAAUGUGAUCAUUAAAUCAUACUUUACGCGCCGAUUAAUAUAAGUUUUAAUAUUCAGCUUCACUUUAAUUUCUACAGACCAAAGGAAUGCUCUGAAAGGAAUGCAUGAAUUACUACUAACUAUUAACUGAGGACAAUGGAAUUAUGUAAAAUCAUCUUAAUUUUGACACUUACAAGACAUUCAUAUUGUGGAUAUACAGGUUACAACAUAUUGCUAUGGCUGAGCAGUGACGAAAAUGUGGCACCUUCUGAUGUCUGGAGAGACUCUAGCAGUACCUAUAAUAAUGGCACAAACACGACGGUGAAUAAAUUGUUGAAGACAGAUACAAGAGGAUAUAGGAAUACAUUUAUUGACAACUGGUCUAGCAAUCCGCCUGAUAUUACAAGAGUGACUUACAGAAAUAAAGAUGGCACCAUUAUAUUCAGAGUAAAGUUUAACUCGGCAGGAUUCUCACAUACAGACUGGUACAAUGUGUCAAAAGCGAGGGGAGGGAAAUGGCCUGCGUUGUCAUACGAAUUUAACCAUUCCUACACAAGUUACAGCGUAGGCUUUACCAUGUCAGAAAACAGUCUGGAUGUACUACGGUACAAUGCAGCUAGCUUGAAACUGGCCAAUGGGACCGUUGCUUUUAUAGUUGGUGAAGGGCGAAAUUUCGCACUGUUACCAGCUUCACAUACAGCACCAGAUGAUUGUUAUGCAUCAUACAAAGACUCUAACCCGUUUUCAGUAAACAUUACAAAGACAAAUAUAUCGCACAUUUACUGUUCGGCUUUUUGUCGCGAGAGGAACUAUCUACAUGGCGGUGUUCAUGGUGAAACAUGUUCGUGUCUGGAUGCGGCUGCUAGUGGACCUACAUUGACAGCAUGUACUGAACCUUGUGCAGGGAACUCUGAAGAAAUGUGUGGAGGGGAUCUACCUCCAGCUACAAUUUUCAACGCCGUUAACACAGAUAUUGAUGCGUCACAAUUUGAUCAACCAUUAAUACUGAUGAAUGAAGUACAAGUAAACGGAGAGACUGAGGAAAUAUCGUAUGACUGGCCAAUACACCUGUAUGGCUUCAAUGUGACAAUAUCACCUAUCAACUUGCCUGCAUCUAUCCGCAUGAGUCUUCAUUAUCGUUCACAACCAUGUAAUGGAAAUAACACGUGGAAUUCUACAUACCAAAAGACUUUCAGUGUUGCUGCUGCAGAUUCAUAUAGCAUAUUUGAGAUUGAGCCUCUGUUUGUACAGUGUGUUUACAUCUCUCUCUACGAUAAUUACACAAACAAUGCGACAACCUUUCCAAUUAAUAUGACAACAAUAACCAUUGCAAAACAAAGUUUUGUAACGGCCCAGUUCUUCACUAUUGAGGCUUCGUGGCGGACAGGUAUAGGAAUAAACUAAGGAUUUCAUAUAUCUAUUCUUCUACACUCGCAACAAUCCACUCACUAUAUGGUCGGUAGAUAAAAUUAACUUUAAUUCUGGAAGAUAAAAUGCACAUUCACAUGGGCCGGUGGUCUAGUAGUAAUACGUUUGACUGUCAAUCCAGAGAUCCGGUUUUCGAAUCCUGGUCCAGCCACUAGAAUUUUUUGUGAUGCCCUUGUGUGUCUCCCACCUAAGUAAGAGAGCAGUACUUUUACCAAAGACAGUAGUUCUUCCCAUGGAAAUACGGCUUCGUGUGUAUCGGUACUAUACACCGAGCACGUUAAAGAACCGGACUGCCUUUUGCAAAGAGCUCGGCUAACUAAGCCGGACAGGCCUGUAUCUAAAAGGAUUAUUCCCUCUUUGUUCUUUGGUCUUUGUCUAACUCUGUCCAUCUGGACUGAUUUCUCUGUGUCUGUACUAGUAGAAGAAGAAUAUGGC
Molecule: messenger RNA, 1967 nt
Organism: Mercenaria mercenaria
Lineage: Eukaryota; Metazoa; Mollusca; Bivalvia; Venerida; Veneridae
Exons: 10
Coding region: 261-1508 (415 amino acids)
Source: RefSeq, a predicted model, not a curated record